AUGGGCAAAUACAAACUGAUACAUGUUUGGCGCUUAUUAGGCGCUGUUUGCUAUGAGUUCGGCACAAAUGCUUUCGGUUGGAGACGUGUCGUUAAAAGUAGUCAAAAACUGGAUGGAAAGGUAGUUGUGGUGACCGGUGCUAACACUGGCAUCGGAAAGGAAACGGCAUACCAACUGACACUGAGGGGAGCAAAGGUAUACAUCGGGUGUCGGGAUGUGAAGAAGGGAGAGACGGCUGUCAAAGAGAUACAAUCAAUGAAUCCAAAGGCAGACAUAAAACUAUUAAAACUUGAUUUGUCUUCACUUCAAUCGGUCCGCCAUUUCGCCAAAGAGUUGUCUCAAUUGGAGUCCAAAGUGGAUAUCCUUAUCAAUAACGCAGGGGUUAUGGCGUCACUUUUUAUUGACAUUACAUUUAAUACCACUGAUGUCAAAGGCACCGGGAGCUCGUAUAAUUACAGUAGGCUCAACUGCCCACAAGUUUGGGACAAUAGACAUGGCAAACAUCAAUCUGAAGGGAGAGUACAACCAGAAUAUAGCCUAUUCUCAGAGCAAACUUGCAUUACACAACAAGUGUCCUGUCUGGAUGUCUCUGUAUGUCCUGUACGUGUCCUUUGUUGGUUUAAGAGGCACUUCUUUCUGAAUCCAUUCAUGGGAUCCCAAACUACACUCUACUGUGCAUUGGAUGAGAGUCUGGACAAUGAGUCCGGUUUUUACUACGACAAUUGUCGGCGAAUUGAUUAUAUGAUACCCGAAGCCAAUGACGACAAGACCGCCAAAGCUCUCUGGAUAUUGAGUGAAGACUUUGUCAAACUUGAAGAUCAUCUCAGGAUUUAAUUCAUAGACAUUUUAGAAAUUUUUAAAAAAUUAAAGAUUAUUU
Oppiella nova is the source of this 877-nucleotide messenger RNA. Lineage: Eukaryota; Metazoa; Arthropoda; Arachnida; Sarcoptiformes; Oppiidae. The record is from the annotation of a GenBank genome assembly.